This is a messenger RNA of Dunckerocampus dactyliophorus (ringed pipefish), 1707 nucleotides long. RefSeq names its product gastrula zinc finger protein XlCGF8.2DB-like. The transcript has 3 exons. Bases 462 to 1595 code for a protein of 377 amino acids. NCBI's taxonomy places the organism in Eukaryota, Metazoa, Chordata, Actinopteri, Syngnathiformes, Syngnathidae. Gene Ontology annotation, biological process: regulation of transcription by RNA polymerase II. The record is from RefSeq and is a predicted model, not a curated record. Gene Ontology annotation, molecular function: RNA polymerase II cis-regulatory region sequence-specific DNA binding; DNA-binding transcription factor activity.
AGUAAUUCAGCAAGACGGUUCGAUUAGCGUGUGUUACUGUGUGUUUUCUUUAUUUAGUACACAGUUCCAUAUAUCAUGUAACAGUACGCAUUAUUAAUUCAUCGUGUCAAGAUAAAUUCGUCUCGGCUUUAAUUUGAAGCAUCUCAGACAAGCUUAGCUUGCUAGCUGCUAAUAAAGAGACGCAGAAGUUAUCAACAGCUAAGUUGAGCUCAAGUGUGAGUGUAAAAUGUGUAAAGUACAAAUGCUGAGAGCGUUGGUGAAUCAGCGACUAACUGCGGUUGUUGAAGAAAUAUUUGUAGUGUUAGAAAGAACGAUAGCAGAGUACGAGGAGGAACUUUUUCGAACAAAAGAAGAGAAUGAGCGACAACGUCAACUACUGGAUGGUGUUUUCAAGGCGCAUCAAGGUCACUUGGAAUAACUUUACCGAGUGGAGGAGCAUUGCCAAGAAGUGAAAUGUGGAAAUGAAAGAUGAAGAAUGGCAGGCUGUAAGAAGAGGAAAGGAGACAAAACAGGAUGUCAGUGAAGACCAUCUACCCCCUGAGCAGCAGGAGGAAGCACAGCCCCCCCACAUUAAGGAGCCAGAGCGCACCCACAUUAAAAUGGGAGAGGGUGAUCACAGCGUCAGUCAGGAGGGAGAACAUCCUGAAGGACUGGAGGAGUUCCCAGUGUUUGGUGUCCUUGUGAAGAGUGAAGAUGAUGAAGACAAAGAUCAAAGUGAGGAAAAGAGAGAGGUGGAGCCUCCAAGCGGCAGCGCAACACAACACAUAACAGAAGCUGAUGGAGACCACUGUGGAGGAUCACAAGCGGACAUCCUCUUAUCUCCACUAUCAUAUAGUGAUGACACAACGCCACGCUGUCGUGACAGUGAUGAUGAAGACUCUAAAGCUGAUAUGACACGUCACACUGACAACACACUCUUUAAAUGCUCUCAAUGUGACAGAACGUUUGGCUACAAAAAGAAUCUGAAAAGACAUAUGAGAUAUCACACAGGAGAUAAACCGUUCUUCUGCUCAUUUUGUAUGAAAGGAUUCUACGAGAAAGCACAUUUGAUAACACACACAAGAAUACACACUGGAGAGAAACCAUAUUCCUGUUCACUCUGCAACAAAUGUUUCUGUGAGAGUUCAGGGUUGGAUCAACACAUGAGAAUACACACUGGAGAGAAACCGUUUACCUGUUCAGUGUGUGGUAUAAGUUUUGUACGGAAUCAAGAUUUGAAAAGACACAUGAGGACACACACCGGGGAAAAACCUUUUACCUGCUCGGUGUGUGACAUCAGAUUAUCUCAGAAGUCUCAUUUGACAUCACACAUGAGAACACAUACUGGAGAGAAACCUUACACUUGCUCAGUGUGUGGCGUCAGAUUAUCUCAAAAGUCCCAUUUGACAUCACACAUGAGAACCCACACUGGCGAGAAACCUUAUACCUGCCCGUUCUGUGGAGUAGGAUUUGCUUAUAAGUCAUCUUUGACAAAACAUACAAGAAUACACGCUGGAGAGAAAGAAUUCAGUUGCAGUGUGUGUGAUGAAAGAUUCUCUUUUAAGUACCACGUUAACAAUCACAAGUGUGCUGGUGAGACCAGCAGCAGGCAAUGAAGCUACAGGACUUUAUUAUUAUUGAGGAUAAUCAUUUGAAGGAGGGUGUUGUGGAAAGAUAGCAGAAGUGACUGCAGUAGUAUCACAAGCUGUCCAUUUCUGUGGCUGUAUG